AUGGCGAUGGUUUCGUACAAAAGUUCGUCGUUUCGUCGUAUGCGAUCAUUUUACUCGAGGUAUUUUGGUGGCGAUUUUGGUCAAUACCCUCAGUAUGGGUGUAGAAUAUCAUCAGCAGCCAGAAAUCCUCACCACCAUUCUGGAAUACUCCAAUCUCUUCUUUACGGGUCUAUUUGCAUUCGAAAUGCUUUUAAAGAUUCUCGCCGAUGGUCUGUUCGGAUAUCUGUCAGAUGGCUUCAAUCUGUUGAUGGGCGGAAUCGUGGCGCUCAGGUUCAGUACUUCAUAGCAUUCUAUUCCAAGCCAUUCUCAUUGCUAGUUGGCAAAAUCGAUCCAGAACUCCUUCGAGAAAUGCAAAGUGUUCCAAAUGCGAUUUUCAGCGUACUGGAGUUAUUCCAAGAGGGUAAAGGAGGACUGUCAGUGCUUCGUACAUUUCGUUUAUUGCGAAUUCUUAAACUCGUCCGAUUUAUGCCAGCUCUUCGUUAUCAAUUGGUUGUGAUGCUACGAACUAUGGAUAACGUUACUGUAUUCUUUGGUCUACUUGUACUAUUCAUAUUCAUCUUUAGGUGA
Molecule: messenger RNA, 567 nt
Organism: Cooperia oncophora
Lineage: Eukaryota; Metazoa; Nematoda; Chromadorea; Rhabditida; Trichostrongylidae
Source: the annotation of a GenBank genome assembly